Cyphellophora europaea CBS 101466 is the source of this 2130-nucleotide messenger RNA. RefSeq lists its product as uncharacterized. The transcript has 2 exons. The record is from RefSeq and is a predicted model, not a curated record. Gene Ontology annotation, biological process: transmembrane transport; fungal-type cell wall biogenesis. The coding region runs from base 1 to 2130 and encodes 709 amino acids. Lineage: Eukaryota; Fungi; Ascomycota; Eurotiomycetes; Chaetothyriales; Cyphellophoraceae.
AUGUGGCGGACAUCUGCAUUGGCGCUUCUAGCGUCGACGGCUGUGCUGCCAGCUGUGUACGCCGAGAGCAUUCUCAAGACCAAUGGGUUUUCAGAUUGCGGAGGAGAUGGGUCGAUCACAGUGAAUAAACUUGACAUAUCGUUCGACAAGGGAAGCAACGAAAUUACUUUCGACGUUCAAGGUGACAGCGAUAAAGAGCAGGAAGUGACAGCUACUCUGGUCGUCGAUGCGUAUGGCAUCAAGGUCUUCGAGCAGGAGUUCGAUCCAUGUGACGAGGCCAACAAGGUUGAACAAUUAUGUCCAGUUCCCAGAGGCUCCUUCGGCGCACAAGACUCACUCGAGAUUCCUUCCGAAUACAUCAGCAAAAUUCCUAGCAUCGCCUUCAGUGUUCCCGAUCUUGAUGGAAGUGCUAAGAUGAUACUGAAAGCGAAAGAUGGCGGCGAUCAGGUAGCAUGUAUCGACUCGGGAAUCUCUAACGGCAAGACUGUCGAGCUAGCCGCUGUCUCGUACGUGGCAGCUGCCAUCGCUGCGGGCGCAUUGGUCACCUCCCUGGUCGGUGCCGCUGCUUCAGGUGGAGGCACUGGCACAUCCACACCAAGCCCGGGCUUUUUCGAGGUCAUGUGGUGGUUUCAGGGUAUCGCCAUGAACGGCAUGCAUUCCGUCAACUACCCUAGCGUUUACCGCAGUUUCACCCGAAAUUUCGCGUUUUCCACCGGUGUGAUCCCGUGGGAAGGCAUGCAGAGGUCGAUCGACAAUUUCCGCAAGGCGACAGGCGGCAACCUGACCGAGUCCAACUAUGAGUUCCUACAAAACGCCACCCUUGUUUUUCCCGACAACAGCACCGCCCAGACCAACAGCGACAUCAUCAAGCGCUCUCUGGUCGCACGUGCCGAGGAUGGGGGCGACAAGGUCAAUGUCGAUGGCAUUACCGCCUUUGUCGAGCAAUAUUCGGUCCCUGAAGAGAACACCUUCAUGACCGUCCUGCUCGUCUUCUCGAUCGUCGUUGCAGCCAUCGUCGUGGGCAUCCUCCUCUUCAAAGUCAUUCUCGAGGCAUGGUCGCUUUGGGGCAAGUAUCCCAAGUCGCUCAUUACUUUCCGCAAGGAAUACUGGCGCAUUAUGGGUCAGACCAUCGUCAAUUUGAUUCUACUACUCUACGGAAUUUGGACGCUCUACUGUAUCUUCCAAUUCACCCACGGUGAUUCGUGGGCUGCCAAACUACUCGCGGGGCUCGUUUUGGCUGGAUUUACCGCGGUCCUGGGCUUUUACAUUUGGAAGAUCACGAGCGUUGUACGCAAGAUCAAGAAGACACAUGGCAACGCCUCGGGACUCUUUGACGACAAGCCGACCUGGAAGAAGUACUACAUCUUCUACGGAAACUACAAGACCGGCUAUUGGUGGCUGUUCAUUCCCUUCAUCGUCUACAUGUUCGCCAAGGGCUGCAUUCUCGCCGCGGGUACCGGCCACGGUCUCGUUCAGUCUGCCGGUCAACUCAUCGUUGAGGCUCUGAUGUUGAUUCUCCUGUUGUGGUCGCGCCCCUACAACCGCAAGUCCGGCAAUUGGAUCAACAUCAUCAUCCAAGUCGUCCGCGUGCUCUCCGUCAUCUGUAUCUUGGUUUUUGUCCAGGAACUCGGUAUCGCACAGACAACAAGCACCAUCACCGGCGUGGUGCUGAUCGUCGUGCAAUCCGUUCUGACCGGUGUGCUCGCCAUCCUCAUCCUCGUCAACGCCAUCAUCAACUGCUGCAAGGACAACCCGCACCGCAAGCGCAGAAAGGAGGCCGCCAAGCUCGCUGAGCAACAGCGCGACCUCGAAGGAGACGCCUUCCUCAUGGAGCCCCAACCCUACUCGUCCUCGCCGCCUCGCAGCAAGAAGCAGAUGGCCGAGACCGACGCCGCAUACGAACCCAUGCGAGGACAGGCAACCGACCACAGCCGGGACCCCUCGCAGGAGAGGGGCUUGAUGCACGACGCUGCCGGCAUGGGCACGGGCAGGGGCGGCUACCACAGCGUCAACCGCUCCGAAAGUUCCAUCCGAGAGCCGACGCUGCCGCAGCUGGAUUUCGGAAGCAAUAAACCCACCCAACCAUAUCGGGACGGGUACGAUUACAACACGCCCAAUUACCGUUAUUAA